AUGGCUUGGCCGCCCUCGACCGAAAUCCGCCAGCCCGCUUGUCUUCCUCCCUGCCCAUGGUCGUCUCUCGCUUACCCCCCACUGACCACGCCGCACCACCGCCAGUGUUCUGAUUCUCCGUCUUUUGAGUCUCUACACAAGACGACCUCCGACCACUCCUUGGUCACUGUGCGACCUCAGUUCGGGAGAUUGAAUCCGCGCUGCUUUCACCCACUGGUCAUCGCUUCUCUGACCGCCACCAAGGCAUCGUCCACCGUCAAGAUCUUCAAAAUUGGGAUGGGAAUACAAGAAAAUGGUGACAAAAUUUUAGUGUUUUUGACAAGAAUUUUGAGUGGGCUGUUUGAUUUUGGAUUUGGGAAGUUAUAG
Striga asiatica is the source of this 366-nucleotide messenger RNA. Lineage: Eukaryota; Viridiplantae; Streptophyta; Magnoliopsida; Lamiales; Orobanchaceae. The record is from the annotation of a GenBank genome assembly.